GUGUGCAAUAAUUGUGUGCUUGUUUCGUACCCCUCAAUUAUCGGAAAGCUUGACCAGUGAAGCCACAUUGGUUUGACAGAGGGUAUGGCCAACUGGCUCGACGGCGACGCGUAUUAUCGAAUAAAUUUUGUGUCUGGCUCUGCUGAUGAUUAUGAGGCGUACAAAGGCAGGGAAAUCUAUGCAACUACGCAAAAACGUCGGCAGUUCGAAGAGGACCUUGCAACCUCAGCGAAGACGGCCCCCAAUGAGCUUUUUACUUGCAUGAAGCGGCGCCUGAGGCCCACAAGUGACGUAGCUGUGUUAGUGAGCAUUGACGGACAACCUCUGACCUCCAGCACUGAACGUGCGUCCGUACUGGCGGACCACUUCGCUUCCGUAUUUACAAGUGGGUAUGCGCCUAUGCCGAGCUUGACGUUUGCAGCUCCUACUCAGCUCGAGGGCCUGGGUUGCGGUGAAGAUGUCCGCAGUCUAUUCACCAGUCUUGACGGCACGAAACCUGUCGGACCCGUUGGACUUCACCCGUUAAUGUUAAAGUUCUUAUCGGUCAUCAUCUCGUCUGCAGUGACGGAUCUGUCCAACAGAUCGCUGUCCGAAGGUGCACUGCCGAGCGACUGGAAAUGCCCGGUAGUGAAGCCGAUUCUAGAAGGCGGUGACCUACGCAAUAUGGACAAUUACCGGCCGAUUUACCUCAUUUCUGUUUUGGGGAAGUUGCUCGAAAAGAUUGUGAAAUAGGAUCUGCUUCAGCUGCUGGAGUCUAAAGAUCUAUCGCCGGCAUGGCAUAGCUUCAUGAAGGGCCACUCGUGUAUCAACCUGCUGUUGACGCGGCAGGAAUGAUUGCAAGCGUUGAACCGGGGAACGUCAGUGGAUCACAGUAAAGCAUUUAAGAAAGUGAAUCAGGA
Molecule: messenger RNA, 899 nt
Organism: Dicrocoelium dendriticum
Lineage: Eukaryota; Metazoa; Platyhelminthes; Trematoda; Plagiorchiida; Dicrocoeliidae
Source: the annotation of a GenBank genome assembly